This is a messenger RNA of Anopheles coustani, 1274 nucleotides long. It is a transcript of the gene Rtc1, whose product is annotated as probable RNA 3'-terminal phosphate cyclase-like protein. NCBI's taxonomy places the organism in Eukaryota, Metazoa, Arthropoda, Insecta, Diptera, Culicidae. Gene Ontology annotation, biological process: endonucleolytic cleavage of tricistronic rRNA transcript (SSU-rRNA, 5.8S rRNA, LSU-rRNA); ribosome biogenesis. Bases 57 to 1220 code for a protein of 387 amino acids. The record is from RefSeq and is a predicted model, not a curated record. Gene Ontology annotation, cellular component: nucleolus. The transcript is spliced from 2 exons. Gene Ontology annotation, molecular function: RNA endonuclease activity.
AACAUCAAAACGUGCUUGCUAUUUAAUUAUUUUGUUUCAUUUCACGAGAAUCAAAAAUGACCUGUGCUGGUAAAGAAGGCAGUUUUCUCAUUUACAAUGGUAGUAACUUUUUAAAACAACGGCUUAUUCUUUCCACACUGAGUGGAAAACCGAUAGCAGUGCGAGAAAUACGUACGCUAGAUGAAAACAAUCCCGGCCUGCGGGAGUAUGAAACGAACCUGCUGCAACUGUUGGACAAGAUUACAAACGGAUCGCGCACCAGAGUGGAUAGCAGCGGACAAUCGUUUACCUAUCAACCUGGUCUACUGUUCGGCGGGACCAUACACCACGAUUGUAGCACUGACCGUGGAAUAGGCUACUUUUUGGACGUGCUGGUCGCUCUUGGUCCAUUUUGUAAAAAGCUGCUACAUGUAACACUUACCGGAGUCACGAAUAGCAAGGAAAGUCCAUCUGUGGACCACAUUAAAGCCUCGGCACUGCCCACUCUGAAACGUUUCCUGCUAGUUGAUGAUGGUCUCGAGCUGAGCGUUCAAAAGCGUGGCAUGAUGCCGAACGGAGGAGGGGAGGUCACAUUUCGGUGUCCGGUGCGUAAAUCACUCAAAGCCAUUCAGUGCACUAAACAGUCGAUGGUAAAGCGGAUCCGUGGAACAGCCUAUUGUUGCAAGGUUAGUCCGGCAAUGGCAAAUCGAGCCGUUGAGCACGCGAAAGGAGUGAUGCUUAAUUUUCUUCCGGAUGUCUACAUAAACACCGACCAGCACAAAGGCAAGCGGUCAGGCAAUAGUCCAGGGUAUGGCAUAAAUUUGGUUGCCGAAACUACUGACGGUACUAUGUUUUCUGCCGAGGCACUAUGCAAAACCAUGGAAGAGGAGGGCAAUCCGUCGAUACCAGAAGAUUUGGGGCGGAGUGCGGGAAUACGAUUGCUGGAUGAGAUUUAUCGAGGAGGCUGUGUGGAUUCCACGUUCCAGUGGUUGGCCGCCCUAUACAUGGCACUGGCGCAGAAGGAUGUGUCGAAAUUUCUUAUAGGGCCGUUAUCUCAAUACACCGUCUACUUUUUGCAACAUUUGAGAGAGUUUUUCGCCAUAACGUUCAAACUAGAGAAUGCAAAUGGCGAUGACGAUGAGGUUGAUGAGCAGGACGAGGAUAAACUGUCCGGUUCGAACAAAGUAAUGCUGACGUGCGUUGGAAUCGGUUACAGUAACUUUAGCAAGCGUGCUAAUUAACUAUUUCGAAGGAUCAAUAAAUUUAUGAAAGUAUGUCGAAAGCUUUUGAAUGCU